ACCUGAAAAUUCAUUAUAAAAUCAUUUUGACGUGUCUAUUUUGAUAGCUUGCAUACAGACGAUAUAAAAGCACACUUUCCCUGCACAUUUCUGCAUUCUACAGUUAGAAGGAUUUACAUAGCGUUUUAAACAUAGCUUUAAACAUUCACCUUCAAUUGCGAAGAACGAUGGCAAACGACUAUCUCUUAAACAAAUGGAAGACCUGGUUUAAAGCACUUGGGGCGAAGGAUGGAGUUCUGACAAGACAGGACGUGUCCGAGGAAGAAAAUAAAUUUGCGCAUCUCCACCAUUUCGGCGAGGAGAAGAAAAAAGACAUUACCGGAAAAUUGGACAAAUGGUGGGAUGAGUUUAUAUUCCGUAAAAGGCCGGGCCUUAUCACAGAACAAGAUUUUGUUGAAAUGCAGCAAGCCGAUUACAAGGCAUACAAAGGGAAGUACGCUAAAUGGAUAGAGACAAGUUCCAAGACGAUCUUUGAUAUAUUAGACAUAAAUCACGACGGUAUGAUAAAUGAAGAAGAAUUUUUGAUCGCCUUUAGAUCAUCUGGUCAUGAAAACGUCCAGUUAGAUAAAGAUUUCUUCAACUCUUACCAGCCGGAUAAUGGCAAAGUUCCCGUUAAGAAAAUGGUAGAUACAUGGGUGACAUUUGUAACAUGUGAGGACAGUUCGCAAAAAGAUAUAAUCAAAGAAGCAUUUGAAGCAGGUGUGUAAAGG
Ruditapes philippinarum (Manila clam) is the source of this 710-nucleotide messenger RNA. Its product is annotated as sarcoplasmic calcium-binding protein-like. Bases 168 to 707 code for a protein of 179 amino acids. The record is from RefSeq and is a predicted model, not a curated record. Lineage: Eukaryota; Metazoa; Mollusca; Bivalvia; Venerida; Veneridae. The transcript is spliced from 3 exons. Gene Ontology annotation, molecular function: calcium ion binding.